Molecule: messenger RNA, 448 nt
Organism: Schistocerca americana (American grasshopper)
Lineage: Eukaryota; Metazoa; Arthropoda; Insecta; Orthoptera; Acrididae
Exons: 2
Source: RefSeq, a predicted model, not a curated record
GGAGUGAACCUGCUGCCGCGCGGCCCCGCCGGCGCCGGCCUCCCACCGCCGGCAGGCUCUGCUCAGAGCGCGGGGGCGGCGCACAGGCAGAAGGAGUCUGCGGCCAGGAAGCGGCUGCAGGAGCUGCACGGCGUGCUGAGCGGCGAGGCGCGAAGGCAGAGCGUCGCCAAGGCCGAGGGUUUCUCUGACGCGAUGAUACGCUGGCUGGAGGGGACGUCGCAGCUGAGCGCGGCGGAGCAGCUGCGGGCGGUGCUGGAGAAGGUUCUGGAGAAGGGCGAGGCACGUCGCGACGCCAGCCGUCGCCUCGUAGAGGACGCCGUCCACCUGCUGGAGGACCCGGAGAGCGACUUCAGCCGGGAGGUGGCCACGCUGCAGCCACUCCGCUACACCCAGUAACUGUCGUAAAUCCACAGUGUGUUCCAAAUAAAGCUCCUGGAAAAAGUUUACA